Nicotiana tabacum (common tobacco) is the source of this 1699-nucleotide messenger RNA. NCBI's taxonomy places the organism in Eukaryota, Viridiplantae, Streptophyta, Magnoliopsida, Solanales, Solanaceae. The record is from RefSeq and is a predicted model, not a curated record.
ACCAAACCAAGUCAAACCAAACCUAGUCGGGUUUUUUAAUCGAUUUGUUUGAUUUUUUGUUUUGAUGCGAUUUUUCGGUUAGGUUCGAAUACCCCUACAUCUAGUGAACUUGGUUUAUCGUUUGCUUCUAUCUUUUGAGCCCAAAGAGUAAUAAUAGGAUGUCUUAAUUAACUACUAAAUCAAGAAGGGAGAAAAGCAAUUAGCUUCAUAUCACCGCCACUCUUUGUUUAUCUCUUAUGAUAUUAAUUAAACUAAUUUUAUAUCUUCAUGUCUUCGGAUGUAUGUAUCCAAAACUUUAAAGUAUUUAAUAAGUAGUAGUAUUUUAAAUGCUAAAAUGAUUAUAUUAGCUGCUAUUCAUGUGAUUGGAAAAUGCUUCUCCUUCUAGUAAAGUCAUACGCGUUGUGGAUUUCACAUGGAUUGAAUCACUAAAAUAAUACAGCUAAGAAAACCCUAAUUUAAUGUGUCUUAGCACAAUGGAUCUGUCUUUAAUCUUCCCUUGUUAAGUAGGAUAUCAAAAAAUCAUUAACAUAUCAGGUUAUUGCUAUUUAAGCUAUCUAAUUUCCUUAUUAGAGCUUUUGUCAUAUUUCCAAGAACUUGAGUAGGAAACUUAUAUACCUGUGGUAUACAUUAUAUACAAUGAAUAUACAGAGGAACAAGAUUUGAUGAGUCAAAUUUUCCGAGAGCAAAUCGAAGAUUUUGUCAAUCCAAAUUUGGUAAUAUUCUUCUCAUUAUCAUUAUCAAUCUUGUUGUGAUAAUUAAGCAAAGGAAAAAUGGAAGAUCAUGGAGUUGGAAGCAAAGUGACAGGUAUUAGGCAAAUUGUGAGACUCAAAGAGUUAUUACAUAAAUGGCAGAAUGUGACACUUAGUCCCAAAGCAAACAACAACCAAAACCAUUGUACUAAUGGCCACCAUUUUCGAUCUUCCAAUAACAAUAGUAAUGGAAAUAUUUAUGGAGGCAUAUCACCAGCUAUAAUGAAGAGGUUAAAGAGUUCAAAUGUAUGUUGCGAUUCAGACGACGAGAGUUGCCAGAGUCCAGAGCCACCACAUGGUGUUCCUAAAGGUUAUUUAGCUGUUUAUGUUGGACCUGAGCUUAGAAGAUUUAUAAUUCCUACAAGUUAUCUUAGUGAUCCUUUGUUCAAAGUUUUGUUGGAAAAAGUUGAAGAAGAGUUUGGAUUUGAUCAUACUGGUGGACUUACAAUUCCUUGUGAGAUUGAGACUUUUAAGUACUUACUUCAGUGUAUGGAAAAUCAUCAGAGAGAACAUGGUUCUGAUCAUCAACAUGAUUCUGCUGGCUCUUCAUUGCAAAUUGAGGGGUGAUUUAGUGAUGGUUGAAAUUUUAGGGAUGAUUUUUUCUUUCUUUUUCCUUGUUCUGGUGUUAAGCUAAGAUUGCCUCCUUGUAAUGCAGAUUUGACAAUUCUUUUUUUUCUUUUUUUCUUUUUUUACCUUCUACCUUUGUAUUUAAAGUUAAUGAAAAAAAAAGGAAAACAAAAAAAGAGGUACUCUAGUUAGUUAGAAUUUUAAAAAGGUUAAUUGGCAAGAGACAGCAGAAACCUUUGACCAUUUGUUGGUAAUAGCCUGCAAUAUCUUAGGGUUUAUUGACUGAACUGGGCAACUGUUGCAGUUUUAAGCAAAAUAGCCAAGUGUAUUUUACUUCUCCUGUCCAUGCAAUUAGUAUAAAAUUGAAGCUUUGAUUUUGUCUC